This is a messenger RNA of Budorcas taxicolor (takin), 4799 nucleotides long. RefSeq names its product solute carrier family 25 member 36 (gene SLC25A36). The coding region runs from base 202 to 1137 and encodes 311 amino acids. Lineage: Eukaryota; Metazoa; Chordata; Mammalia; Artiodactyla; Bovidae. The transcript has 7 exons. Gene Ontology annotation, biological process: pyrimidine nucleotide import into mitochondrion. The record is from RefSeq and is a predicted model, not a curated record. Gene Ontology annotation, molecular function: pyrimidine nucleotide transmembrane transporter activity. Gene Ontology annotation, cellular component: mitochondrion.
UGAGCGCCGAGCCGGAGCGGGAGGCGGCUCGGCUGCAGCGGUACGGGGAGGGCCGCGCCGGCUCCUUCUGCAGGUCUCCGUCAGCUCCCCUCGCCGUCACUGGGGCGCCGUGCUGCUCCAGGCCGGGGCGGAAGCUGCGGCCUCCGCGGGCUGCCGGAUCCGCGUCCCGCCUCAGCGCCCGGAGGACAUGCGGGAGAGAGAAUGAGCCAGAGGGACACGCUGGUGCAUCUGUUUGCCGGAGGAUGUGGUGGUACAGUGGGAGCUAUUCUGACAUGUCCACUGGAAGUUGUGAAAACACGGCUGCAGUCGUCUUCUGUGACACUUUAUAUCUCUGAAGUUCAGCUGAGCACCAUGGCCGGAGCCAGUGUCAAUCGAGUAGUGUCUCCUGGACCUCUCCAUUGUCUGAAGGUGAUCUUGGAAAAAGAAGGGCCUCGUUCCCUAUUUAGAGGAUUAGGCCCCAAUUUGGUGGGGGUGGCCCCUUCCAGAGCCAUAUACUUUGCUGCUUAUUCAAACUGCAAGGAAAAGUUGAAUGGUUUAUUUGAUCCUGAUUCUACCCAGGUACACAUGAUUUCAGCUGCAAUGGCAGGUUUUACUGCAAUCACAGCGACCAACCCCAUUUGGCUUAUAAAGACUCGAUUACAGCUCGAUGCAAGGAACCGUGGGGAAAAGCGAAUGGGUGCUUUCGAGUGUGUCCGUAAAGUGUAUCAGACAGAUGGACUUAGAGGAUUUUAUAGGGGCAUGUCUGCUUCAUAUGCUGGCAUAUCAGAGACUGUCAUCCAUUUUGUUAUAUAUGAAAGUAUUAAGCAAAAACUACUAGAAUAUAAGAUUGCUUCUACAAUGGAAAACGAAGAAGAGUCUGUAAAAGAAGUGUCCGAUUUUGUGGGAAUGAUGCUAGCUGCCGCCACCUCAAAAACGUGUGCCACAAGUAUAGCGUAUCCACACGAAGUUGUAAGAACAAGACUGCGUGAAGAGGGAACAAAAUAUAGAUCCUUUUUUCAGACAUUAUCUUUGCUCGUUCAAGAAGAAGGCUAUGGCUCUCUUUACCGUGGUCUGACAACUCAUCUGGUGAGACAGAUUCCAAACACAGCCAUUAUGAUGGCCACCUAUGAGCUGGUGGUCUACCUGCUCAAUGGAUAGCACCGCCAGACUGCUAUGCUGUAAAGAGGGAAGACCAAAAGAGAAAUUGGACCAUGGAGCACCAGAGCCAGCAUGGCGGACAGAAGGGAAAUAGUGUGGGAACAUGGAACUGUGCCUACGUGGAAGUUUGGUUGUAGGAAUUAAAGUAAUUGUAACCACAUUAUUCAGUCUUUUUAGUAAUGUGGGAAAAAAAACCGUGGCUGCCUCCAAGAAAAAGCCUUUAGAAGCACCCCUUCCUCAAAAUUGCCAUUUUCUCUGUCAUGUCUACAGGAUACCGUUGGCGUUUUGUUGAUUUAUGGCAACCAGAGUAAGUGUUUAUUCCAUGAGCACUUUUCCAGUCUUCUAGACAAAGCCAUCUGUAAUAUAUACUAGAACUAUCCAAAGAAAGUUUUAACAGUCAUAAAUUUCUAACAUCCGGCUUCUGUAUAGUUCCUAUGAAAUUGGAAAGUAACAAUACUAGUAUUUACAUUUCCUUGAGAGGACUUGGCACUGUAUUUUAAAGUAAUUGUUUGGUAUUGGUAGUCACUGUUUUUGACAAAUGAAGUAAUAUCUAAAUAUUGUGCUUACUUUUAAUUUUAAAAUGUGUUGAUUUCUACUGCUCACAGGUGUGUUACGUUUAGCCCAGUGUGAACACUAAAAUUGCUCAGUGUAUCAACUCAAAUGGUAAUAGUUUGGGACAAAAUAAGCCAGCAAAAUGUUGAUUGUUGGCCAUUUCAACAACUUGAGCGUGUUCUCUUAUCUUGUCUAACCUAAUGAUACAUGAAUGAAUGCAAUGUCUCUUCAGUGACUUAACUAAUUAUGAACUUAAAUUAUCACCCAUCAUACCUAAGUAUCAUUUUCUUAAAGUGAAAAAAAAUGUACUGCUUCUGGAUCUUUCUCUAGUUUCACAUUAAGAAUUUGAACCUUUGGAUUAUUUCUGGAAGAUCUUCAUACAUUGCAUUAUUUAGUAGAGAAAAUGGUAAUUUUCAGCUUUGCCUUUAAAAGGCGUUUUUCUUUUUAAGGCAACAUUAUAAGAAUCCGGGGCAGCAUAAACAUUUAUAGAAGGGCCUCUGUUAUCUGAUUGAGUGGAUAGUGAUCCUGACUUAUAGUUUUAUAAGUGAACAAACUACUUUGCAUAAGAAAUGUAUUCCAUCCUAAUUUCUUGAAUGGUAAAUCAUUUAAAAAAUGCAAGUUAAUUCAGAUGAAGUGUAUUAACGAGAUAGCUUUUACAUUUUGCUGUUGAGAUCAACUGCACCUUUUAAUACUGUAAGUGUAUUUAUUAUAUGUAUGGCCCUUGUGAAGAUACUUGCUGUAAGUCUCUAAUAUUAAAGACUUUUGCUUAUGGUUGUUGCUGUACUGGUGUAUGAAGCUUCUACCAUUAAACUCCAGUGUGGUACUCAUUUCGGUAUACAUGAACUGUACGUUGUGUGCAAUGGCUUUAUCUUAAGAAUGACUCUUUGUGAAUGCACUUUGUGGCCUUUUGGGAGGUUAGAGGGGUGUGAGUAGGAGAGGAUUCCCAUGUUGGAUUAUUUUUGUAAAACAUUGGUUAAUGUAUUAGGCAGGAACAGUAUUCAUAACAUUUUUUUUCUGGGAUUUAGGUAUAUUGUUUGGGGGAUAAAUGUUUUAAGUAUUCUUACGUGUACUGCAGUGCCCCUAACAUAAAAAACAAAAGUGUCAUUGCAAGCUUUCUCUGCUGUCACCAGUGAAACACAGUGCCCUGUUAAAUUCCUCCACCUUCUUAACUUCCUUGUAAUCAACAGUAACUGGAUGUUUUUGAGGUGCUUCGAUUGGAAUUAGUAUUCCAGUCUAUUUGGAGACCAAAGGCAAAUUCAGUUUCAUUACCUUUGGGAUUAUUCAUAUCUUUAUGGUGAAUUUCAGCUUUGACAUUUAUUGUGAGAAACAUGCCAAAAAAAAGAAAAGAGUAAUAGGGUUUAUAACUUAAAUCUGUAGAGAAAGUGUCAACCUAUAGUGUUUUGAUUUUCAGGUGCCGCUUAUACUGCCUAAUACAGUGCCAUUUGCCUUGUGAAGAUCUGUAAACGUUGUAUCGAAUGUACAAGAGACUCUAAUUUAGUGAUCUGAAUACCCACAAAUGGUUAAGAAUGAUAUGAAAACCAGCAACUAAGGACCAUCUUAUUUAGUUGUAGCAAAUUCAUAACAAGUGUCCUUCAAGGAUGAACUCAUAUUCUGUUCCUGUUUGUAUUUGUAUUGACCUUGACCUUUUAGUGCAUUGUAUUCAGCUUUUAAAAGUUGAGUAUAUUUCUGUGCUGGAAGAAAAGGAUCUUAGAGUCUCAGGCUUUCUUUGUGCGACAGCUGGAAAGGAGCGAUGAUGUUUAAUUGUUUUGUCCCCCCAAAAAAUACAAUCUGCUGCAGUUUAUGACAGAGAUAAUUUAACAAAAUACAUAUAUAAAAAUUGUAUAUAAAGUCUGUCUGAAACAUUUCUUGGGAGGGUUUUUUUUUUUUUUGGUGCAAACAUUUAACAAGAAAAACAACUUAAAGCAUUGAAAUGUUUUUUUAUUCUGUGUUUUAUUUUCAUCUAUCAGAUAACUAUUACUGUAUAGAGGUAGUCAGCACUCUUCCAAUUGGUAUGUACUUUUAUUUGAGAAUCUUCUCAGAAAAUUGAAUUGCUCCUUUCAGUUUAAAGCGGUACAUACUGAAGAGCAUAUUCAUAGAGCAGCAGAUAAAGAACUCUGGUACUUCUGGCUCACAGAAACAGUUUACUAGAUUUCAGAGUGCACAUCUGAGAAUCACCAACCUGUGAUUGUGGGGUACCACACAGUGCUUUUAAAUCCAGGGAAAAAACUGUGUCACCAAAGCUUGAUUUUCCUUAUGUGUGUUACUUUGCGGAACCAAUGUUAACUAGAUGAGACCCGCAAGUAAUUGAUUUUUUUAAGCUGACACCAAGAGAAUAUUAUUUACAUUGUUUAACUAUGUCUCUGUCUCCUAAAACCAAAUGCCCAUUAUGGAAUAGCAUGGUUAUAUUAGGACUAGCUGAGUUUGGGUUAUUAAGAAUAAUGAGUGUUUACUCUUUUACUGCAGAGUAUAAAUAUGUCAGCAUUUUUUAGAUUUGUUUUAGAUCACUAGAAAUACUGAUUUGACCCUGAAAGAAUUAAGUGCUAGGAAUCAGUUUAUCCUUUAAUCUUCCGGCAUUGUCUGUGCUGUCUUCUGUUGUUUACAUGCUCUUCUGCCUAGACUGUUAGUACUAUCGGGACCCUUUUGGGGCUGCCGGAUGUAAUACAGCCUUUUUCUCUAGUAUUGAUCAUGACUUCAACAUUCCUAAGGAUACAGAUAUUUCUAAAUGAUUUAAAUUGGAAGGGGAUUUUAAUUAAAAGUACUUAGUACAGUGUACAGACUUUCAGCUUACACAGAUCUCUUCUCCAUUGUGCCCUUAUAUUUCUCAAUCUAUACUCUGCUUUUUAUGCUACUCCUUUUAGAAACUGAAGAUUCCUCUUUUACUCAGUUUUUGUGUUAAUAAACAUUUUGAAUGUGUACCCCUGCAUAUGUGAACAUUUAAAUUAUGACCUGUCAGUUGUAGUUAAAUAAUCAACUUCAAAGAGUUGAUAUUCUUUGACCAUUUAUGUGAGGUUUGCUAUUCUUGCAUUCCUGUUACGUGGCUGUAAAUUAUGUGCAUUUACUCUGUAUUUAUGUUAACUAGCUGAAUUUUAUUUGAGUUGUUAAAGUUCAAA